This is a messenger RNA of Bombyx mori (domestic silkworm), 3038 nucleotides long. RefSeq names its product chemosensory protein 9 (gene CSP9). The coding region runs from base 162 to 1043 and encodes 293 amino acids. The transcript is spliced from 5 exons. The record is from RefSeq and is a predicted model, not a curated record. NCBI's taxonomy places the organism in Eukaryota, Metazoa, Arthropoda, Insecta, Lepidoptera, Bombycidae.
CAAGCGCGUAGCCGCGCGCCCUCCAUAACUAAACGCAAACUCGAUUCGCGCGCACGAAUGACGUUCUAAUUUUAAAAUUGCGCGGGAGUUCUCCAGUGCCACAAUAAACAUAAUUUGUGAUGUGAUUUUAUAAUUUAGCUUCUCAUUUUUUUUAAUUCAAAAUGCGUGCUGUGAUUUUUUUGUAUACUUGUGUGUUUGUUGUGGUGGGACAGGACAUCAACGCAAUGAUGAGUAUGCCGAAAUACGACGAAAGAUACGAUUAUUUAGACGUUGACGAUAUAUUUAGAAAUAAAAGACUUGUCAGAAACUAUGUUGAUUGUUUGAUAAAUGCUCAAAGGUGCACGCCAGAAGGAAAAGCCUUGAAAAGGAUAUUGCCUGAAGCGUUACGUACGAAAUGCAUCCGGUGUACUGAAAGACAAAAGAGGACAUCUGUGAAAGUUAUUCGAAGGCUAAAAAACGAGUAUCCCGAAGAAUGGGCGAAGCUCGCCUCACGAUGGGACCCUACCGGCGACUUCACACGAUACUUCGAAGAUUACCUCGCUAAAGAACAUUUCAACACCAUUCCCGGAUCUGGUCCAACAGUGAACGUGCUUUCCUUGCAAACAACACCUCCGCCCCCUCCACCGCCGCCUUCGAGACCAGCCUCCGUAUUCACAAACCCUCCACCGCCGGUGAUGUCCACGUCACCACGACCUGUUGUUCUUAAUAGAUUCGGAGGUGACGGAGAGCUAAUGGUGGGCAGCUCUUUGCCGGGCGUCGCUACAACUAAACCUUUAACGGAAACCACAAUGAAGCCAACGACAACGAAGCCGACCACGAACAUGAGACCGGCUUUCCCUACUAGACCAUCGCCCUCGACCUGGUCUAGUGCAGGGUCCAACGUUUUCCCGACUCGGUUCACGUUGCGACCGUCGGGGAUCGAUCUGUCGCCGCCUUACUCAACCGCCAUCACGCUCAUCGAUCAAAUCGGAUACAAAAUAAUUCGGACGACCGAACUAGUCACCGACUUGUUGAGGGACACCGUGCGGGCCGUUGUUGGGUAGGGAUAGUUCUAGAAGCAUCGAACCGACAGUGCGACAUGUUGAUAUGACAUUAUGACUUUAAACAAAUUUUAACAUUUUGUUUUUGAAGUGAAACUUCUUUAGGAGAGCUGAGAGUAAAAUUUAACACACCACAGAUUCGUUACGGCUAGAGACAAAAGUGUGAGAGUGAGGAAAUAGAUAGAGCGUCUCGCGAACCACUCGACUGUGGUUAUAAGGAAAGGACAAAGCGAACUAUAAUAGGUCGUUUGUCUUGUACACAGUUCUCUGUUACAAGAGAAAUUUGAUUAAAAAGAUAUGAAGAAAACCGCAAUACUACACACCGCAAAAGAAGUUUCACUUCUUUCACGUGCACCAAGUUGCACGCGUACCAUUUUGUUUUAUAGUCACCAUAGAAAUAUGCUUUUCAUCUUUAAGGCAAUGUAACGGAUAAGUCAUCGUCAUUAAAAUGGGAACGUUCUGUUCUCAAUUUGGUUCAAACAAAACAAUUGAUACUUCUGUUAUGUUCUGUAGCGUAUGAGUCAUGGGAACAUCAACGUGAAAGAGUCAAAUCUUUAUUAAAUAACGUGUUUAAGAGAUAAAGAUCCAAAAAUGUUUGCUCUAAUUCGAUUCGUGAAUGUGUAUCGUUAGUUUCGAAUACUUAAGUUGUCGUGGCCUAAAGGAUAAGACGGCCGGUGUAUUCGUACCGAGCGAUGCGACUGAGCCGGUGUUCGAAUCCCGCCGUCGUAAAUAUUUUUCUAAAAAUGUGCGUACUUAAUACGUAUUCACGAACGACUUUCACGACAAAGAUAUAAUGUCGUUUAGCAAAACUCAAAUCCGCUUAAUUUAUAAAUUUGCGUAAUUACUGAUGCCAGGGCCUAUUUUAGGCUCGCACUGAUAGGUACCGCCAUCCUACCUAUAUAUACUGUUGUGCAAUUGAGACUUUAACCGUGUGUCUUGAGGUCGAUAACGGCAUACUCAUAGGCUCCGCUAACUACCUUUUAGGUGGGUCACCUAUGCUGUAAUGUAUAAUUAGAGAAUUCGUAGAAUAAAAUUAGAAUAUUGUAGAACUACAAACAUAAAUGUAAAUAAGAAAAACUUUUUUUUACAUUACCGAAAAACCUAAUCACUAAAUUUAAAAUAAACAAUAGUUUUAAAAAACUAACAAAAUACGCUUUUAAAGAAAAACCUUCUAAAAAAUAGAAAAUAAAUUUUAUAAUUUUUUAAUUAAAAAUAGUGUAAGAAAAAAUGAUUUUAUUGUAAAAAAGCGUGGGGUGCUUUUCAGAUUAUCAAAAUAACCCUUCUGUCUAUCUGUUCAUAAAAUAUUUAUAACUACUGAUAACAAAGCACCCCACGCUUUUUUACAAUAAAAUCAUUUUUUCUUACACUAUUUUUAAUUCAAAUUUAUUAAAGUUUAGUUUCUAUUUUUUAGUUGGAUUUUCUAAAAAACUUUUUUUUUUGUUUUUUUAAAAUUAUUAUUCAUUUUUCAUUUUUUAGUUGAAUUUAAAUUAUUUCAAAAUUUUUUUUUUAUUUUUUUUUUAAUUAUCUGGUUUUUUAAUUGAAUAUUGAAUUGUCUUCGGUCUUUAAUAAGUAUACCAAAUUUCGAGUCAAUCCGACGUUUUGCAGGGGGUCAAAAUCAUGUUCAAAGAUUUCGUAACAAACAUACAUACAUACGUUUGAAGCUAAUAAAAGCGUCUUAAAAAAUGUUACUGCAAUCAAUGGAAACGUCAACUGUUAAUUUAUUCAGAAUUAUUAUUGUGAACGAAACUUUUAACAAAAUAUGCGAUAGUGAUAUAUACUAUAAACUCAAAUAUACAGAUAAUUUGUUUUUUUGAGAUUUUGUUUUUGAGUUAUUUCUUAUUUUAAAUAAUUAUUUCAAACUUAGGUACUCAUAUUUACAUAAUUUACAUACUGUAAGUGUUAAAUUAUUUAUGUUAAGCUAUGUUAAGACUAUUAUUUUAUUUUAUACGUGACAGAUGUCGCCAGUCGCUUUAUUUAAAUAAAAACUUUUUGUAUGUA